This is a messenger RNA of Plasmodium malariae, 633 nucleotides long. Lineage: Eukaryota; Apicomplexa; Aconoidasida; Haemosporida; Plasmodiidae. The record is from the annotation of a RefSeq genome assembly.
AUUCUUAUUUUGUUUUAUAUCAAAAUUUGAAUAAUAUAUAUAUAUUUUUUUUUUUUUCAGAGUAUACUUUAUAGGUCUCUUGGAGGAUACAAACAUUGUAGAAAAUUAGAUAAAACAAAUUAUCGAUUAUUAGCACAAUAUGGAAAGGAUAAUAUUUCAAAUAGUGUAGAGAAUAAAAAUAUGAAACAUAAUAAUAAAAAGAAAAAACACAAAGUUAGAACUAACUGUGGAAAGUCAGACAAUAGAAGAAACAAAUGACCAUUAUACAAGAAAGAAUUCGAUCAAUCACAUAACAGAUAUAAAUAUUUAGUAUUUGAAGGAAAAAAAAUAUCCCAUUUUGAAAGGACGCUAUUCAUAAAUCUUGAUUAUAUAGGUUUUAUUAGAAAAAAUCCGUCGAUUAGUGAUAAAACUUAUAGGCGGAUGUUAUUUAAAAAGUACGGGUUACUAAUAUAUAUACCUUUUAUAUUACUAUCUUGCGGAUUACUUUUAACAAAAUUGUGCGAUAUUAAUACGUAUUUUUAAGAUAGUUGUGCUGAAUCAUUAGUAUUUUUCUCAGCAUUCUGUGCAUUAUUUGCGGUAUUCAUGUCAGGAUAUAUUUAUACAUUUAUAAAAAUUAUAAAACAUAAAAGAAUU